Messenger RNA from Daphnia carinata, 1777 nucleotides. Its product is annotated as zinc metalloproteinase nas-8-like. NCBI's taxonomy places the organism in Eukaryota, Metazoa, Arthropoda, Branchiopoda, Diplostraca, Daphniidae. The transcript has 8 exons. Gene Ontology annotation, biological process: proteolysis. The record is from RefSeq and is a predicted model, not a curated record. The coding region runs from base 230 to 1102 and encodes 290 amino acids. Gene Ontology annotation, molecular function: metalloendopeptidase activity; zinc ion binding.
CUAUAGGCUGAUAAAGUUUAUAGCUAGUUCUUAAAGAGCUAAACAAACGAGAACGUGAGGCAUUUUAAACUGGGAACUGGUUGCGAACAGCACUGGAUCUCAUUCGUGGUGUUUGUCAUACGUUUCGUGAACCUGAAUUUCGAUAGACGCAUUUGUUACCGUUCCAGUCAAAUCAAUAUCUUUUACAAACGAAUAAUAAUACUUGUAAAACGAAGAUAAUUUAUAGAAAAUGAUGACACGAACUUUAAUCAAAGUUAUGGCGAUUGUCGUCUGCAUUCGCCCUGAACACGUCUCGGCCCAGCACAUUUCAGACAGCAAUGAUGAUCAAACUGACGAUUUUCAAAUGGGAGAGCCCCUCACUGAAGAAGAAUUCAAUAGUAAUAUUUUCAACAAAGUUAUUGAUGGUGAAGGUUUAGAAUAUGAAACAGUAGAAUCUAUUGCAUGGGAUAAACAAGAUCCCGAACUCUUUGGUGGUGAUAUUGUGCCAACGGGGCGUAAACAUGGUGUCUUAACUUCCAGGGAACGUUGGCCGAAUGCGAAAAUUCCUUACGUGAUCUCAUCCAGUUACACACCACGACAGCGUGAAAUAAUUGCUUCAGCCAUCAAUGCUUAUCAUAACAACACGUGUAUUCGUUUCAUCCGUCGAACCACCGAGAAGAAUUACGUCAGAAUCACAAAAACUGGACAAGGUUGCUGGAGUGAUGUGGGCAAGAUAGGACAAAGGCAAACUGUGAGUUUGGACGACCGGUGCAUUUUAAGAAGCAUACCAGGACUUAUCGUUCACGAGUUGAUGCACACGCUGGGAUUCUAUCACGAACAUCAGCGGCCAGAUCGUGACAAUUACGUGUUCAUCAAUUUGGAAAACGUUGAACCGAAAAACAGAGGCUACUUUAAAAAAAUGAACAUGUGGGACUUGCUAACCGUGAGAUAUUCUUAUGAUUACGGCUCUGUUAUGCAUUACCCUUCGAAUGCCUUUGCCAAAGAUCCUACAAUUCGAGUUAUUACACGGCUACAAGGACCACCAUUUAUAGCAAAUCGGGAAGGAUUUAGCCCAACGGAUAUUGUGAAAUUGAACAGCGUGUACUGCAAUUCACCGAACUAAUCGUCUGCUAUGGCAGAUCAUUCUUCACUUGUCGGAGUUUGGGUAACGUAAAUUGAAUUCGUUAAGACAUUAAAGUCUUUACUUUUAUCAUUAAAAGUUAUAUCUGUUCUGUUUUCGAAAUGUUACAAAUACCUAUCCCUAUCGUUUUCUGUUCUGACCUUGUAAAUACCUUUUCGAUGACCAAAAUGUGGGGGUAUGGUAAGAAAUUACGUAAAAAAGGUCGUUGUUUUCGAUCUCUUUCUCCUUCCGCCAACGAUUGGUUCCCUGUUACGUCAUUGACCUAGGGCUUAUAUGGGUAAGAAUUUUUCACCUUUGAUCAGUCUUCAAGGUUGUGCUAUCUGAGACUGUUGAACUUUUAGCCCUGUAAUGACGGUUUCAUUUUAGUUAUGGGUUUGUAUUGACUCGUCUAUUUCGAACAAUUUUAGCAGCUAUUUUUAGAUUGUUUGGUGUUAUACAAAAGAAACUGUAUUCUCUUCUACCAGUAUGUUGAUUAUAGUGCUUCUUUUAAAGUUCAAUGAUGGUCUACUGCUUAAAACAUUAGCCUAUUUUCCUUCUAAAUAAAUGUUGCUAUUUAUUCUAAUCCUAAUUCGCAAUGAGUUACAUACGAUAGAAGGAAUCUAAAAAUAGGUGUCCUUGUUACAAUGAAGAACCAUGUACAAUAGCUAUAUAUGUCAU